AUAUUUAAGAGACUAUUUUGAACCAAUUUUAUCACACAUAAGGGACCUUUUGGGGAUAAUAUCGUAUUCGAGAUCAGAAAAGGUUAUAAUCCCCAAUAACCACAUCACCGGCAACCGCCGUCUAAAGACGAUGCCGGUAUUCAAAACUCCGUUUAACGGUUACUCAGUAAAAUUCAGUCCCUUUUACGAAAACCAAUUGGCUGUCGCCACCGCGCAGAAUUUCGGCAUCCUUGGUAACGGCAGAGUUCACAUUCUUCAGCUCAGUCCAAACGGACCCAUAUCUGAACUUGCCGCGUUUGACACAGCUGAUGGAGUUUACGACGUUUGCUGGUCGGAAGCUCACGAUUCACUUGUGAUCGCGGCAAGCGGCGAUGGUUCUGUGAAACUCUAUGACCUUUCUUUGCCUCCUACCAAUAACCCGAUCCGUUCUUUUAAGGAACAUACACGGGAAGUUCACUCGGUAGACUAUAAUACGGUGAGAAAAGAUUCGUUCUUAUCAGCGUCUUGGGAUGAUACUGUGAAGCUAUGGACAGUGGAUAGAAAUGCUAGUGUAAGGACUUUUAAGGAGCAUGCUUAUUGUGUCUAUUCCGCUGCUUGGAAUCCAAGACAUGCUGAUAUCUUUGCAUCUGCUUCUGGGGAUUGUACCACUCGCAUCUGGGAUGUCCGGGAACCAGGUUCUACCAUGAUUCUGCCUGCACACGAGUUUGAAAUCCUCACAUGUGAUUGGAAUAAGUAUGACGAUUGUAUCAUUGCAACUGCGUCAGUGGAUAAGUCAAUCAAGGUUUGGGAUGUUAGGAAUUCUAGAGUGCCAAUAGCAGUGCUUAAUGGACAUGGAUAUGCAGUGAGGAAAGUGAGGUUUUCACCACAUAGAGCGAGUGCAAUGGUUUCUUGUUCAUAUGACAUGACAGUUUGCAUGUGGGAUUACAUGGUGGAAGAUGCACUAAUUGGGAGGUAUGAUCAUCACACAGAGUUUGCUGUAGGAGUUGAUAUGAGCGUUCUCAUUGAAGGUCUAUUGGCUAGUACAGGAUGGGAUGAACUUGUUUAUGUUUGGCAACAUGGAAUGGACCCUAGAGCUCCUUGAUAAACGGAAGUCAAACUUUUUCUUCUUAUUACUUUUAUGUACUUUAUGCUAAGAGAGGAAGUGAUAAACUGUUUAUGUUUGGCAACAUGGAAUGGACACAACAGAUCCUUGACAAAGGGAAGUCAACUUUUUCUUCAGUUACUUUUGUACUUUAUUUUAAGAGAGGAAGUUAUAAACAUAUCUUUUUUAGUCUCUCAUGAUGUCUUGUGUUGAAGUUGUAAAAUAAUUUGAAAUUUCAUUGUAUUUAAGAUUUUGGUAAAACCUUGAUAAAUAACAUUUGCACCAAACAACUUCGAUGUUUCAGAAAAUAUGCACUAUAUUCAAUCCCUUUGGGUUCUGUAUUGCUUUUUGGAAUGUCAGUUCCCUGAAUUUCCUUAAUAUUAUUCAGAAUUGUAUGAGGGGCAGUGGAUCGGGGGCUGAAAAGAAGGCAAUAUACUUCAUUCUCAGUUUUCAACAUGCUAUCUUACUUUGUAUAACGCUCAUGUGGUUGCUACUUUUUUCCUUGUAGUGUAGCUGUUGUUAUCAUGACUCAUGUAAUUUCUUCUGUCAAUAAUCGCCUGAUUCACGUUGCAUGUUAAUAAGAAUAUGUAUGAAAAUGAAAUAAGAAUCUCUUUUGCAGACUUUGCAACAGUGAAACAAUUGGAGCUACUCUCAUAUUUUUCUGUUUCAUAUUCUCGAGAUCGGGUGUUAAAGAAAUAAUCUGUAACUGGCAAUGACUAUAAUUUUAAAAAAAUAAACAAAAAUAAUGAAAGUCAAAUGCUCUUCUUCAAAUUCUAUAUUGCACACCAUUUCUAAAAGAUGCUGGAAAUCCCUUGUACAAGAUAGUAUGUGGCUGUUAGUUACCAGAAACAAACAAAAAAAAACAUAGUAUGUGGAUUUUUCCUUGAACGCGAUUGGUUUUUCGGGAAUUCAUGAUGCUCCCUCUGUUAUCAUUGUGUUAAUGAAAUAUUGAUAAGAUGGUCUUAGAUGUGAAGGAGAACAACUUGACCUGGAAAGGAGUUUGAAGAUACUGGUAAAACGGUAUUAAGAUAUGAGUUAUGAGAAAGAAAACAGAUAGAACCUGUAAUGAAAUUAGGUAUUGUUAUUAUUUUUCCAUUUAUUGAUUUUCAUUUGCUUUGAAAAGGUAGGAUUUUACCAUGCCCAAGCUCUUUUUCUUUUCAUAAUUUAAAGUUUGCUAGAAAAGUAGGAUCAUGGACCGCCAAUGUGGUUUGGUCACCUGCUUAAUGUGAAGCUAAGUGUAUAUUUUUUAUCACUCUUUAAGGAAUGUGAAGCUCAGUAAAUAUUCUUUAUCAUUCUUAAAGGAACACAUGGCCAGAUGUUCAAUCAUGAAGUUGGAACACUGUAUGAUCGAAUUGGGGCCUCUGCAUGCAGUGUUCAUUGCUCUUUCCUUUGCUCUUUGUUUUUCAAAGGCUGUUGCUGCCUCUCUAUUUGCGUACUCGCUGACAAGAUGGUCUCUCACUUGAAAACUAAAUGUUCUAUUUGUCAUUAGUAACAUGUUGGAAUUUUAUUUCCUCUUCGAGUAAACUACUAGUGCUGCAUCCCAAAAGCAUUUUGCUGAUGUCGGUAGUCUUGAUAAACAAGAGUUGAUCUGGUAUUAAAAAAGAUAAAACAAGAAAUUGAAAUAUUGCUGGUACAUUUUAUUAUAAUUAUAGGUUUUUUUGAGUUGGCCUACAGUUUCAUUGCUAGUACUGAGCAGCCUGUUGCAGUUGAUCAAGUCAUUGACCCAGGAAUAAGGGUGACAGCAUCCAUGGGAGCAGAGAGAAACUUGGAUGCAGGUUUUUACCAGAAUUAUAUGACUUUUAUAGCUGCAUACCACAUCAGGUUGUCUCUUCGUCAACACCUAGGGAGGAUGCUGGAUGCAGGGAGGGUAUGAUCACUUGAUUGGUACCUCCGAGCAUGGUCUUGUAAUGAAGUCCUCAGAUUUGAUUCUCCCAUCAUUCAGGCACCUGCUAAUUGCUUUUGGUGGACUUGCAGGGUUGGAAGUGUGUAUAGAAGAAGACAAUAACUUUAAGGGGAAAAGUGCGAGGGAAGUAUUUGAUUUAUAUUUGAAUACAUGUCCACAUCAAGGAGCAGGACAAUUCUAACAGAGUUCCGCAAACAGGAAGCCAUCUUCAUUUCUCUGCAAUACUUACAAGAGCCAGUCAACGGUGUUCUGCAGAAGAUUUAGUACCUUGGAAGUUACCAACCACCUCAACUCGAGGUGAUUGCACUAUGAGUUGGUUUUGAAUGCGUCAAGGCAAGUUGACCAGACUGUGUACUCUUCUGCCGGUGCUGCUACAAGUAUUCCGACGGUGGCAGCUGAAUCAAAAAUUCUUCCUCCCAAAUUUCCAACCUUUUACGAACAUCAAGUUGAAGAGUCUUCAAGUUCUGUUACUUGUCCUGACCAUGCUUCACAUUUAACUGAUAAUUUCUUCAUCUGUUUCCCUUUGCUGUACUCCAUUUUUGACAUAAAAGUAGCAAAUGGGAGGUGGAACAUGAUUUGAAGUACCCUUUGGAGUUUGGUAGGCUGGGUGUCAGUUGAUCUUCAGGUUCAGUUGAACUGAUUGACAACCUCUUUCUUAUUUUGUACCUCUAGUAUCAUAAACGUCAUGAUGGCUUCCAUUCUAUAGUUCUUGUAAUUUAUAAAAUGAUGGAAGUUUUCAUUCAA
This is a messenger RNA of Solanum dulcamara, 3728 nucleotides long. Its product is annotated as peroxisome biogenesis protein 7-like. Gene Ontology annotation, molecular function: protein binding. The coding region runs from base 131 to 1081 and encodes 316 amino acids. The transcript has 7 exons. Gene Ontology annotation, biological process: protein import into peroxisome matrix. NCBI's taxonomy places the organism in Eukaryota, Viridiplantae, Streptophyta, Magnoliopsida, Solanales, Solanaceae. Gene Ontology annotation, cellular component: peroxisomal matrix; cytosol. The record is from RefSeq and is a predicted model, not a curated record.